Molecule: messenger RNA, 1176 nt
Organism: Penicillium cinerascens
Lineage: Eukaryota; Fungi; Ascomycota; Eurotiomycetes; Eurotiales; Aspergillaceae
Product: DUF4050 domain-containing protein
Exons: 1
Coding region: 1-1176 (391 amino acids)
Source: RefSeq, a predicted model, not a curated record
AUGCCCGGCGACUCACGCGACACGGCCAUUCGCGAAGCGAAACGGUUCGUCCGCGACGCCGUCCGUAAUGACUGGGAAUUCGUGCCCUCCACCAGCUCCGAAGCUACCCGCCCCACGUCGUCCUCAUCUACUUCUUCCACGGGCACCCUCUACCAAAACCGACAAGUGAGCGAAUGGCGAUGCCGCGAAUUUGACAGCUCGGGCUCCGAGCUCGAACCACAAUCAUCGGACGACUCCGAUUCGGAGUCACCCUCCGGAGGGAAAGCAGCAGCAGACACUGCGAUUGAGCGGCGGCGCAGACGACGCCGCCAGAUGGAUGAGGAGAUGGCGUGGAAUGAGGGGAUGCGAAUGUGGAUGGCACGACGGGAUGCAUGGUCUGGGGCUCGGACACGACGACAAAUUCGAGCUAAGGAGCAGAAGCGCAAGCUGGAUGCUUCGAUCCAGGACCAAUCUUCUGUCGACGGCGUUGAUUCUGGCGUUGACACCGGUGCGGGGAUAACCCCGCCCUUGCAGCAAAAAUCUCAUGGCGAAGCCGCCGAAGGGCCUGGCUUGGCAACCACAAUUGAAAGAUCGCUUUCUAUCUCAGAAAAGGAGAGGAUUGAAGAAUCCCAGCGUCGGCAAGAGCAGGAAGAAGGGCAAUCUACCGCUCCAGACGACGAAAAGCGCAAGGAAUCCACAGAGACCAGCAUCACCGAACCCGACGCACAGGUGUCCAAUGACCCUUCCCACCUGACGACAUUCCCAGCCAUCAACGACAGUGACCCGGAAGAGGAUGAGGAAGAGCUCGAUGAGCCUCUCAUCCCCGUCGCCCCCCCUUUCAUCUCCUCCGAAAACCCCAUCCGCGCAACCAUCGGCCCCGCAAUCUACCCCUCUAUCUACACCAAAGUCGUCGUGCAGGGCAUGACCCCCACUGUGCCAGUCAACCUAGCCGAUCUCACCAAGGCCAUGGUCCAAGGCUGGAAAGCAGAUGGACAAUGGCCGCCCAAACCAGCCGUUACAUCGAUUGUCCUCCAAGACGACGCCUCCGUCCCCAAGGCGGCCUCGUCCGAUGCCCCAAGCCAGACAAGACGGAAGAACAGUAUCACGAACGCGAUGCGCAAGGUUUUCCAGAACCCCUUCCACCGACGCGGCUCAACGGAUGCUGCUUCCGGGAACGGAACCCCCGGUACUGUCUAG